This is a messenger RNA of Gastrolobium bilobum, 2049 nucleotides long. Its product is annotated as zinc finger CCCH domain-containing protein 43-like. Bases 238 to 1758 code for a protein of 506 amino acids. The record is from RefSeq and is a predicted model, not a curated record. Gene Ontology annotation, molecular function: mRNA binding; metal ion binding. The transcript has 6 exons. NCBI's taxonomy places the organism in Eukaryota, Viridiplantae, Streptophyta, Magnoliopsida, Fabales, Fabaceae.
AGUGCAGAGUGCAAGGUACAACAAACACACACCAUCACCAUUCACGAACAAUAAAAGUAACACCUUUUUUGCCUUUGAGUUUUUGAUUUCACACUUUUUCAUCCUGUUUUUCUGUUUUUUCCCCCAAAUAGAAGGUACAAACUUUUUUCUCUCUCUUCUCUCACUGCCUUGAUUGUUUCCACAAUCAAUUAAUUUCCGUUAUUAGGGGUUUUUUUUUUGAAAUGUGGAGGGACAACAAUGGAGUCUUCUGAAUCCGAAUCAGUUGGUUUCUCCAGCAAAGACCCACAAUUGGAUUCUGAAGUUGAACCUUCUUCCCCUGUUCCUAACCAUGAUAACGAUCCUCAACCCUCAGAUCUCAAUCACCUGGCCCAGGCUGAUGAUGAUGCACUUGGUGGGGAGCUCCAGAACAAGCUGGAUUUGAAGGAUGGAGAUGAAACUGAGAAUAAAGAUUCAAACUUUGAAGCUGAUGGUGGACAAUUGUGUGAUGAAGCUGCUGCCCCAGAAUCUGAUAAGGGCCAAGUGUGUGAUGAUGAUGAUGAUGAUAAUAAUGAUUAUGAUGGUUGGAAUGGUGGUGAUGAGGGCUGUGAUUGGAUUGAGGAUGUGAAUGGGAGAGUGAGUGAGAGUGAUAAGGUGGAUGGAGAUUUUGAUGAAGUGGAUGGUGGUGAAGUGGAGAACAAGGAUGACAUUAGCAAUGGUGGAGCUCAAAAGUACCCGUUGAGGCCUGAUGCUGAAGACUGUGCAUUUUAUCUCAAGACUGGGACUUGCAAAUUUGGAUUCAAUUGCAAGUUUAAUCACCCGAUUAGGUGGAAAAACCAGGCUGUUAAAGAGAAGGAAGGAGAAAGGGAUGAACCGGCUGAAAGAUCAGGCCAGACAGAAUGCAAGUAUUAUUUAAGGUCUGGGGGUUGCAAGUUUGGAAAAGCUUGUAAGUUUAACCACACAAGAGGAAAGUGUUUAGCAGCCCCAAUUUUAGAGCUUAACUUCCUCGGCCUUCCUAUUCGUUUGGGAGAGAAAGAGUGCCUCUAUUACAUGCGCACUGGCUCUUGUAAGUUUGGAGCAAACUGCAAGUAUAAUCAUCCGGAUCCUACAGCUGUUGGAGGAUUUGAUUCUUCUUCAGGGUAUGAUACUGGUAGUUCUAUUUCAUUACAAGGUGUAUCACAAUCAUCCAUGCCCUUGUGGUCUUCUACUAGAACAUCAAAUGAAAGUGCUUCUUUUGUGUCAAUGAUACUUUCGCCUACUCAAGGGGUUUCUCCCCAUAGUUCUGAAUGGAAUGGAUAUCAGGCACCUGUCUAUCUAUCUGAGAGGGGUAUGCAUCCACCUUCAGCAUAUGUCAUGAACAACCCAGCUAUUGAAACAAAUGUCUAUAUGCAUCAUCAAAAGCUGACCCCAGUUGAAGAGUUUCCAGAGAGGCCUGGCGAGCCAGAAUGCAGCUUCUUCUUAAAAACUGGGGAUUGCAAGUUUAAAUCUAAUUGUAAAUAUCACCAUCCAAAGAAUCGGGCAAGAUUACCUCCAUGCAACCUCAGUGACAAGGGUCUUCCUUUGAGACCGGACCAGAAUGUGUGCACGCAUUACAGCCGUUAUGGUAUUUGCAAAUUUGGACCAGCUUGUAGGUUUGACCACCCUAUAAACUCAUCACCCACGUCUAUGCCUGAACUUGAUCAACAAUUCUCCUACCCAAACUCAUCUAGUGUUGAGGUGGCUGGGAUGGUGGGUGGAAGUGACGGUGCCAGCGGUGCAACGAUUCAGCAACCUGUGUUGUAAACAUUCUCUGGCAGGGAUCUUCUAGCUUCUUUUGAGUUAUGCAUAUCACCCAUAAGUUGUAAUUAUCUUCUUAAACAUGAUAAAUUUUUAUUUAACUUCACUGGUUAUGCCUAACGCGGCACAACUUCUGCGGAAUUGACAUAUAUGCCAAAUAGAAGAUUUAUUACAAGUAACACAGGUAGUCUUUUGUUUCUGGUUUGUUUUCUUUCUCUUGGAUUAUUGUUGGAUUGUAGUCAGGUUGGUGUUAAAUGGGUGUGAAUGUUGACUUUUUUAUGCUUUUGUUGCAUGGUU